UGUGCGUGAUCGAGCGAGGGCGAGCGAGCGAGCUCCAGUGACAAACAGCGCCGGGGCUCCCAAUAGGCACGGGGGCGAGAGGCCGACCGCAAAAAUACAACUUGCAAUAUCGUUAUCAGAGCUUUUUUCAAAAGUAAUUUUCUCUGUACAGUAACUUUAUGUAAACAUCAGCGUCGCGGGGACUGACUAGGAUCACUGCAGGAGUGACGGGGGGAAAUCUGAACGGACGGACAACACUGCUGCGCGGAGAAGAUAGCGAGUUCUGGGGAGCGAGGAUUAGGGGCGAAAGUCGCCAUGAAUUAAAUUAUGCGGCUAUCAUCGACGCGGCGAGUCGACUCUUCAGAGUAAACCACGGGAAAGGACCUGUCCUCGGGGGGGAAAGGGAAACUUUUCGGAACGAGAGAGAGAAGCAGGGCGGCAAUGGUUGUGGCAUGACAGAGGGCAUCACGCUGUACCGGCCGAGCACAGCAGUAUGGAGGCAAUUCAGUCGGUCACUGUGGGCAUCAAGAGUGAGCACCUGGAGGAGCUAGGGUCCAUGAUGGCGGCAAUGCAGGAUGUGGGAGACAGCUGCCCAGCUCACGGUAAACUGUCUCCGAAGUGUAGCUGGGCAUCAUCGCUGGAUGUGGGCCACAGAACUGAGCCGGAGCCUGUUGGUGACAUUGAGGCGUCACCCAAUGGACUAGGCUGGGAUGGAAGCCCCCGGGAUGGAAGCCCCCGGGAUGGAAGCCCCCGGGAUGGAAGCCCCCGGGAUGGAAGCCCCCGGGAUGGGGACGUGGUGCAAAUAGAGCCCAGUAACAACUGCAACACACCAGAUGCUACAAGUCCAGCGGCGUCCAGCAGUUACACUGAUUUGUCGCAGACCUCGUCACCCUCGCUGUCAGAUCAGCUGCGCGCAGGCCGAGAUGAUGGAGGUGCUGCUAUCAGUGUCGAAUGCCGGAUUUGUGGAGACAAAGCGUCCGGCUUCCACUACGGCGUGCACGCCUGCGAGGGCUGUAAGGGCUUCUUCCGGCGGACCAUUCGUAUGAAGCUGGAAUACGACCGCUGUGAACGCAGCUGCAAAAUCCAGAAGAAGAGUCGGAAUAAGUGCCAGUACUGUCGUUUCCAGAAGUGCUUGGCACUGGGCAUGUCCCACGACGCGAUCCGGUAUGGCCGCAUGCCGGAGGCGGAGAAGCGCAAAUUGGUGGCCGGCUUGCUGGCUGGGGAGCGCAGCCCACAGAGCCCUGGUGGCUCAGACCUCAAGUCGCUGGCCAAACAAGUUAACAACGCCUACCUGAAGAACCUCAACAUGACCAAGAAGAAAGCCCGUAGUAUCCUCACUGGCAAAACCAGCUCAUCCUCGCCCUUCGUCAUCCAUGACAUGGACUCGCUCUGGCAGGCGGAGAACGGUCUGGUGUGGAACCAGCUCAUCAAUGGUGCUCCCACUAACAAGGAGAUUGGAGUCCAUGUUUUCUACCGCUGCCAGUGCACCACCGUGGAGACGGUGCGUGAGCUGACCGAGUUCGCCAAGAACAUCCCGGGCUUUGUCAACCUUUUCCUCAACGACCAGGUAACCCUGCUCAAGUAUGGUGUGCAUGAAGCCAUCUUUGCCAUGCUGCCCUCGCUGAUGAACAAGGAUGGCCUCCUGGUAGCUGAUGGCCGUGGCUUCGUCACGCGUGAGUUCCUGCGCAGUCUGCGCAGGCCCUUCAGUGAGAUCAUGGAACCCAAGUUUGAGUUUGCAGUUAAGUUCAACGCUCUGGAGCUGGACGACAGCGACCUUGCUCUCUACGUGGCUGCUAUCAUCCUCUGUGGGGAUCGACCUGGCCUCAUAAACGUGAAGCAGGUGGAGGACAUUCAGGACGGCAUCCUACAGGCCCUGGACCAGCACCUGCGCGCCAGCCACUCGGACUGUCCUCACCUGUUUCCCAAGCUGCUGCAGAAGAUGGCUGACCUCAGGCAGCUGGUCACAGAGAAUGCCCAUCUGGUGCAGAAGAUCAAGAAGACGGAGUCGGAAACGUCGUUACACCCGUUGCUGCAAGAGAUCUACAAGGAUAUGUACUAGGCCUCUGCGCAGCAGAGCUUAAUUUAAAGACCUGCAUAGUGUAUAGAUAUAUAUGAUAUUUUUGAAUAUAUAGACAUGCACUCACCAAUAUAAUUGUGUGUGUGUGUAUGUGUGUGUGUGUGUGCGUGCGUGCACACGUGUGCGCUUGUGUGUGUGAAAGAGAGAGAGAGGUUCACAUAGCCAUGGAUUUGAGAGCUGUUACAUGGCAAGACAGAUGUAGCACAAAGACCUGUUUUAUGCUGACGGGGCUUUGGGGGGUUCUUUCUGAAGCGGGGACAUUCCCGGAGAAUGCUCUCAAAUGCUUCCCACUUCUGUCCGCUUUUUCUUUUAUGGAUAGUCAUCACGUUUUUUUUAUAAGUGGUAUUUUUUUUUAAAGACCAUUAAGUUUUUAGUUGUUUCUGCAUCCCCAUGACCUGAUCUCUUGUGUUGUCUAUGAUCGUCACUUGCCUGAUCUGUUUCCCAUAGACAGUAUAAGUAAUAUGUAGGUCUGGCAAUGUGUUUAUAGGUCAAGGAUGAGCAGAGUCCAGAGAAUGCAUGAAGCGUGUCACAGAGGUGAGCACUCAGGGUGUACAUGUCUUAGGUGGGCAGGUUCUUGUAUCUGACCUCGGAGCUCCCCAGUCUGCUUUGGCCCCACAUAGAGACCUGCUUCAGACUAUAUAUCUUUGCCUACGUAGCUGUUAGUCAUGGCCAAAAUAAUGAAUGAUCCUGCAUCUCCACCACACCUGUGAUCUAACGGCCAGCGCACACCGUCGAGGCGGCAUCUACAAGCCACUUCAGAAGGUGUCUUCGGUGUCUGGCAUCCGCAGCGCAGCUCUCUGGUGCUCCGCAAGCAAGUCUGGUCUGCCAUUCCCUCCACAUGCUGAGCUGUGUUACGUAGGGUCAGGCACAGUAAGUUGCUCUUACCAGUUCUGUAAGAUGCCACCAUAGAAUGACAAUCAUAAUGUUUCUUGGUUUAGCCAGCAUGUUGAUUAACAUUAAAACAGGAAUACCUUGAUUUUCUGGCAUGUGAGAGCUGGGCAGCCUCAGAAAAGAUCAGAUUUAAACCUUUUUGGGUCGGCAAACAUGUCCAGGCUUAUGAAAAUGUGCAUCUGCCUUUUAGAACGUCAGCCUGUAGGUUAAAGGUGAGCAGUAUUAAAUGUUGUCCUUAAACUGAAUUUGGUGAAAGUACUUAGGCAGAAGUAUUGAAUUUCUAGUAGACAUAUCUGAGUUAUCCCUGCAGCCAUAUUUUGUCAUGUAAUGAUUAACUCACUCAUGUAAGCAGCACUUAGUAUCUGGGGCAACUUGGAAACGUCUAAUGGACACAGUUGGGGAUUUUAUUGCAGUGAAGAAGCCUGCUUUUGUCUGUGAUCACAGUCAUGACCUUGCAAACCAAAAAAUACUUAGAGGAAGCCAUCUUCAUGAGUCACCUCCAGAUAUAGCAUGAGCAUCUGGUCCAGUACCGCGAUUAGCUUGGCUGAUUGUCACUGACGUCUCUUGGUUCCUUGAGUAAGCUUGAUCUUGUAUGUCCUGGUCUACUAAUAAUCUCUGACAUCAGUGGGACUGCACUUUAUACAAAUUCAAUAGUGUUCACAUCACUCUGAUUUGUAUGGUAUUUCCUUUAAAAUAGCAGUGUAAUAUUCUCCCAUUCUUUAUAUAGAUUAUUAUAUUGUACUACAUAGCAUCCAGAUGGAUACAUCGCUUUAAUUUAGGUUUGCUUCAAGGAAUCACACUCAAACAUCCCACUUCCUUGGAAACUGUACCUUUGUUAUUGUAAAGCUCUUUAUGCUGAGAUGUGACUAUAUGACUUAUACCCCAAUAUAAGCUUCAAUGUUUUGAUUUCCCAAACGGAAAGAGAUUUAUGGAGCCCGCGGUGCUUGCAUGUUUUUGUUGCCCUAUAGCACUUAUGCCAGUCUUGCGGUUUAACAUAAAAUCCUGUGUUUUGUGUUCUCUGAUGGUCUUUGGUUGUCAAAAACAUGGAGACCAUUUUCCACUCGGACCAGGGGUUGCAUUGGCUUAUAUAUUGGGUUAUUUUAUAGGUGGAAGAGUUAUGUCCAGCAGAUCAGCCACACAGACUCUACGGGGUUUGAAAGGCUCUGCCACCUUCAGAAGAGGGAGCCGUAAGCGCUGAGGACGGAAACCGUCAUUUUAAGGGGAAAAGUACAGUUGUCUUGUUUUAGCUACAUUUUAAAUGAAGAAUGUUCUAAGGUCCUUUCCCUGCCUAUUCCCCUGGCUGUGCUCUCCUUAUCACAGCAAAGUGAGCUUAUAUGAUUAUGCAUGGGCCCAUAGUCUCCAUUUUCUUCCCAGAUUUCCAGCUGGUUGGUCCUUCUCUUUGAAAGUACUCUCUAUUUUCAGACUUCCACACAAUGUCCAGUCAUCCUUUAGUCCUUUUGGUGGUGACCGCCUCUAGCUGCUGAACUUACUAAAAAUUCACCUGCGAUCAGUCGGUGUCCCCAUUCACUGACAGCAGGCCAAGGGCAGCGGUCCAACAGGCUUAAACUACAUCACAGGCAUCACCAUCUUAAAGUAUCUACACGGCGACAUCCCAGUAAUGUUCAGCGGCACUGAAACAAUGCUAUCAGAAUUCUCUUAGCUACUGUUUAUCCUUGCAGUCACAAUAUGUGUCCCUAGGAACAAGCUUGUUGCUUUCUUUUGAUUUUGAAUCUAUACCAUGAAAAAAUAUCUGAAAGCAAGCUGGGGAUUUUGACCUUUUCUUUUUCUGCCUCAGCAUUUCUGGCCCUGAGGUCUGAGGAAGGUCAAUAUUUCCCUUCAAUAACAAUCUGUUAUUGUUUAUGGGAUGUGCAUGGAAUCUGACCUUUCACCCCUUUACAGUUCUCUCUCUCUCUCUUUCUCUCUCACUGGGAAAACUGUGAUUCUUGGUCCAAUGAGGUUCAUCUUCGAACUGACAGCUGUUCUCAAUGCCACCUGUGAAAUCUACCUCUAUGACUCUUUUCCCCUAUAGACAUUUAAGAAGUCUGUUGCACAGCUCCAGAACACAGAGUGGCAUUGCCAUUAAGUAGAAAACAAUGUAACACAAUAUUUCUUAUUUUAAUAAAAUAUUUUUUCUUUCCCAAAAUGUCUGUAGUUCAAACUUGGCCAUCUGUGUUGCUCUCACUUUCUGUUUCGUUUUGGAUGAAAGUAGAGAGAGAUUGAUAGACUGCAGCAGGCUGCCUGUUGGUAAUUGAUUUAUGCAUUGGAACAUAGAAAAAUUUUUAACUGCUUUUCAAACACUAUUUGUGGGCAGUACUCUGCUUUCAAUGUGUACAUUGCCAAGUCAAUUUUAAUAAUGUGUGGGAACCCCCCCCCCCCACACACACACACACAUAGACGCACAGAAUUUAAAUGUUUCUUCCACCUACAGAAGAGACUGGUGUCAAACGCUACAGAACAAUGUCCUUUAACAAAUGUUCUCUAAGGACAUUAUCCAGGAGCCCCUUAACCAGGCCUCUCCAGCUGGGAAUGGAGUUAGCAGAUGUGCCCCAAACAAAGGCACACGGCACCACUGCUGUGACCGCUACCCAUUGUCCUUCUUGAAAGUGGAAUCCAAAUAUUAUUGAUGUGUUCUAGGACUCUCUUCCCCAACUUCCUAAUUAAUGUGUGAUAGGAAAGGGGAAACAUUAAGGUGUGUAGUGGCUUUUUGGUUCCAACGUGCUUUAAACCCUUAUCUGUUUGUGAGUGUGUAAUCAUUAUGUAGUCAGCUGAAGCACAAAAGACUCGUGCCUGUGGUUGGUCUUCCCUAUAUCGUCUGACAGCUGGUCACCGAUUGUUCUCCUCAUUCUCAGCCGGCAGCCAUUUGCCGUGGACGUGCCACAGCAUUUGGACUGUCAUCCGUCAGCCCACAGAACCCCUUUAAGUUUUACGUUAUGUGCUACGUCCCUGAGUCACUCAUGCUUCCUGAAUCUUAGAAUAAUGACAAUGAUGUGCUUCUCUAAACCCCAGGGAAGUAAAGACCCCGGAGUGGCGGGUGUAGAGUGAACCUUUAUGCAGAAACUGCACUGCGUGCAGUAAUGCAGAGUAACAGACACUAAAAUGAUCUCAAAAAUCAGACCAAAUGUUGCCUGUUGCAGUCUCUCUCAAUCUUGGUGAAAAUCGAAUGUCAAGUCCUAUGGACACUUAACAGAAAGUGUUUUUAUAUGUAGAUGUCCUAACCUUUGCAAUGCUACUUUAAUCAAUAAAGAAAUAUAUCUAACAAUUCUGAACAGCCAAUGCAAAAGGCAAAAAUUCUAAUGCACAUGAUCUUUUUUGUAAUACUUUUGUAGCUAGUAAAUAUGUGUCACUGGGCAAAUGUACUCCAUGAGACUUGAGAAAGUAUUCCCAGAUAUUUUGAUGAAAAAAUAAACCUCAAUUUUAUCACUCUG
This is a messenger RNA of Brienomyrus brachyistius, 6372 nucleotides long. It is a transcript of the gene ppardb, whose product is annotated as peroxisome proliferator-activated receptor delta b. Gene Ontology annotation, molecular function: nuclear receptor activity; RNA polymerase II cis-regulatory region sequence-specific DNA binding; zinc ion binding. Gene Ontology annotation, biological process: cell differentiation; positive regulation of transcription by RNA polymerase II; regulation of lipid metabolic process. NCBI's taxonomy places the organism in Eukaryota, Metazoa, Chordata, Actinopteri, Osteoglossiformes, Mormyridae. Bases 473 to 2038 code for a protein of 521 amino acids. The transcript is spliced from 8 exons. Gene Ontology annotation, cellular component: nucleus. The record is from RefSeq and is a predicted model, not a curated record.